Messenger RNA from Photinus pyralis (common eastern firefly), 1652 nucleotides. Its product is annotated as melanotransferrin-like. Lineage: Eukaryota; Metazoa; Arthropoda; Insecta; Coleoptera; Lampyridae. The transcript has 6 exons. Gene Ontology annotation, biological process: iron ion transport. Gene Ontology annotation, cellular component: early endosome; recycling endosome; plasma membrane. The annotation marks the transcript as partial. The record is from RefSeq and is a predicted model, not a curated record.
AACAGAUUUAAACGCCAAAGCUUCAGUGACUUUGGUAGUAACAAUAAUCAAAAUGACCAGUUUGGUGAUUCAUAUAACAGAAACCCUGCGAACAGAGAUCGAUAUAAUCAAGAUCCUUACAAUCGCGAUCAAUACAACCGGGAUAGUAACCAGGAUCCGUUUGCCAAAGAUCCUUACUCGAUUGACAGAGAUAGAUAUGGUGUAAAUGUUGAUCCUUAUGGUACCAAUAUAAAUUAUAACCGUGAAGAUGAAACUUACCACGAUAAUCGCAUUAACAAUACUCGUGAUAAUUUCGAUCGCAACCGGCCCAAUAUUAGUUUUUAUGAAUCUUUUAAUUUGUUCGAGUCGUCUCCCAAGUACGGACCUCAUGCAAAUUUGCUCUUUCAAGAUACUACAAGAAACUUUGCAGCUUUGUCUGAUAAUCAGCAAACAUUUACGGGAUUUCUAGCCGAGGCGCUGGAUGUGAUUAUGGGUAUCCGACAAUGUCCAGUUGACCAUAUGACAUUGUGUGUUACUUCCGAUCAAGAAUUGGAAAAAUGUGUUAAAAUGAAAACUGCACUAAAGGCUCAAUUGGUCAAACCAGAAAUGCGAUGCGAAAAAGCGCACUCACAAAUAAAUUGUAUGCAAAAAAUUCAGGCGGGCAGCGCUGAUGUUGCCGUUUUGGACGCCAGCGACGUAUAUACGGCAGGAUUAAAUUACGACCUAAUUCCAUUUAUAAGUGAGAUUUACAAUUUGGGCGAACCUGAGUAUUAUGUAGUUGCAGUUGCAAAAGAGGAAGAUCCCAGUACUGAACUGACAUAUUUACGAGGGAAAAAUACUUGCCAUGGUGGUAUUCAUUCGGCAGCUGGGUGGGUGUAUCCGCUUGCCUAUCUUAUAAGUAAUGGUUGGAUUAGGCCGUAUGGAUGUAACAGUAUUAGAGCGGCAGCUGAAUAUUUCACCAAAAGUUGUGUACCUGGUGCUUUGAGUACAGAAUACAAUACAGGUGUACCUUAUGAAAACUUGUGUGAUUUGUGUCAUGGCGCAAGUUUUAGAUUCUGUCGAAGAGACGCAGCAGAAGAUUACUAUGGUCAUACAGGCGCCUUCAGAUGUCUGGUAGAAGGUGGCGGUCACGUGGCCUUUGUAAAGCACACUACAGUAAUGGAAAAUACAGGCGGCGAAAGGCGCGAGUGGUGGGCGAGAGAUAACUUGAUGGACGACUUUGAAUUACUUUGUCCCGAUGCAACUCGUGCGGAGGUUCAAGAUUACAAGAAGUGUAACUUGGGAAAAGUAAAGUCAAACGCCAUUGUAACGAGAGGCGGAGAUCAAUUCAAGGAACUAGAAAUAAAUGCUUUCAUUAAUCUGUUCAUGUACUCGCAAACGUACUACGGCAGAAAGACUACAGAUGAGUUUAGUUUCAGUAUGUUUUCGUCACCGCCCCCUUUUACGGAUUUGAUAUUUCAAGAUGCCACUCAACAAUUGAAAGUCAUUGAACCUAAUGAGCGGUACUAUUCCACCUAUUUAGGCCCUGACUAUAUGAGAGCGCGACGUAUAGUCGAUUGUCGAUCUACCUCUAGCAAAGUUCCACUGCCGUUUUACUCACUCUUAGGACUCUUAGUAGUCAUCUACUUCCAAAGAUAAAAUUUAGAUCUGUAGGAACUUUGUACAAAUUAACA